CAUUCCGGAUCUCUCUAUGCUUAGACAAAACAAAUAAUCUUCCUCAUUUAAAUGCCUCUUGGUCCCCUCAUUUCUCUUCCCACAUUAGCCUUAGCCUAAAAAAAGAGUUUCAUACUUUCUCCCUUAGGUCAAUCAUAUCACAAAAGCUGGAAAACUCAAAGAAACUUUUCUUUUCUUUUCCUUCCCAAAUAUGAUGAUCAAUAACCAUGAAAAUAAUUACACAGAGAAAAUGCAAAGAUGCCAACAAUAUAUUGAUGCUUUAGAAGAAGAACGUAACAAGAUUCAAGUUUUCUCAAGAGAACUUCCUCUUUGUCUUGAGCUUGUAACUCAAGCUAUUGACACAUACAAGCAACAAUUAUCUGGUACGACAACUGAGUACAACCUUAAUGCACAAUCUGAUGUUGAAUGUUCUGAGGAACAUACAUCUAGUGAUGUUCCUAUUUUAGAAGAAUUUAUUCCAUUAAAAAGAACAUUUUCUCAUGAAAAUGAAGAAGAAGAUGAAGAUGAACGUGAAUCUCAUAAAUCAAAGACGUAUAAUAUUAGUGAUACAAGUUGUUCUAAGGAUAACAAGAACAGUGACAAAAGUUGUAAAAAAUCUGAUUGGCUUAGAUCUGUUCAGCUCUGGAAUAAUAAUCCAACCCCAGAUCCUACCCCAAAAGAGGAAUUAAAACCUAAGAAGGUGGCAGUGGUGGAGGUGAAGAAAAAUGGAAGUGGUGGAGCUUUUCAUCCAUUCAAGAAAGAGAAAAGUGCUCCCGCCGCCAUCGAACCACCGACCUCAGCCGUUGUUUCAGCGGCGGCAGCUAGUUCCACGGCGGAGACCGGCAGUGGAAGUAAAAAAGAAGAGAAAGAUGAAAAAAGAAAACAAAGGAGGUGUUGGUCUCCUGAAUUACAUAGAAGGUUUUUACAAGCCCUACAACAACUUGGCGGUUCUCAUGUUGCUACGCCAAAACAAAUUAGGGAACUAAUGAAGGUGGAUGGACUUACUAAUGAUGAAGUUAAAAGUCAUUUACAGAAAUAUCGAUUGCACACAAGAAGACCUAGCCCUUCAUCAAUUCACAACAACAACCAACAACCACCACAAUUCGUGGUAGUCGGAGGAAUAUGGGUUCCUCCGCCCGAAUACGCCGCGAUGGCCGCCGCAGCACCAUCAGCUUCCGGCGAAGCAUCGGGAGUUGCCAAUUCUAAUGGAAUUUAUGCACCCAUAGCCACCUUGCCAAAGGGUCCCAUCCAUGAUGUAUCAGGUGGAACCCUAAAACAAAGGCAGCACAAUAACAAGCCGUCGCGCUCCUCCGAGCACGGCAGCGGCAGCCAUAGUGAUGGCGGCGGCGUACAUUCUAAUUCUCCGGCGACUUCUUCUUCUACACAUACCACCACUGCUUCACCAGUUUACUGAAAAGUGUAGAAAUUUUUGUAAACUUCGGUUCUUGUAAUAUAUUUUUGUUCCUUUCUACUAUUAUAAAAUAGAGUCAUAUAGAGUUAUUUUUCGGUCUUUAGAAAACUUGUCGUAUUUAUUCUUUUAUAUUUUCUGUGAUAUCUUUUGAGGAUCUUAGACGCAAUUUGACAGUGACAGAUUUUGAAUAAUAUGGUGGGUUCCCAUUGUUUUGGAUUA
Molecule: messenger RNA, 1609 nt
Organism: Nicotiana tabacum (common tobacco)
Lineage: Eukaryota; Viridiplantae; Streptophyta; Magnoliopsida; Solanales; Solanaceae
Product: transcription factor HHO3
Biological process (GO): regulation of DNA-templated transcription
Molecular function (GO): DNA-binding transcription factor activity; DNA binding
Source: RefSeq, a predicted model, not a curated record